Neltuma alba is the source of this 982-nucleotide messenger RNA. Its product is annotated as lysine-rich arabinogalactan protein 19-like. Gene Ontology annotation, cellular component: plasma membrane. The transcript is spliced from 2 exons. The record is from RefSeq and is a predicted model, not a curated record. The coding region runs from base 37 to 801 and encodes 254 amino acids. NCBI's taxonomy places the organism in Eukaryota, Viridiplantae, Streptophyta, Magnoliopsida, Fabales, Fabaceae.
UGUUUCCACCAUCAUCUUCCUCCUCCUCCUCCAACAAUGGCUGCUUCUGCAACCCUCUCAGUUGUAUUGGCCCUAGCUUGCCUUUCCUUCACAUUACCUUCCCUCAAUGCUCAAUCACCAGCUGCUUCCCCUUCUUCACCUACAUUGCCUACUACUCAACCUCCUGCAGCUGCAGCAACUCCUCCUACUACCGCUACACCACCACCAGUGGUGGCCUCUCAGCCCCCGGCAACUCCUCCUCCGGUGACAUCACCGGCUCCCAAGGCGACUGCUCCGGCUUUACCACCGCAGACUCCACCUCCUACAACCCCACCACCAGCAACCCCACCACCUCAGACUCCACCCCCCACAACCCCACCACCAGCAACCCCACCACCCGUCUCUGCUCCUACAGUGCCUCCACCAGCUCCAGCUUCACCCCCACCACCAACGGUGGCCCCUACGCCGGCGCAGACACCUCCUCCGGCUCCUGUUCCGGUUAAGGCACCAGCUCCGGCCCCAUCACAGCCUCCACCAAUGCCAGCCCCAACACCAGUGAUAGAGACACCAGCACCUGCUCCGUCUAAACACAAGAGAAGAAGACAUAGGCACAAGCACAGACAUCAAGCUCCGGCUCCGGCACCAGCAGUUGCUCAAAGCCCGCCGGCCCCACCUACCAAGGCAACAACAGAGGAUACACAAAUUACACCGGCUCCAUCCCCUAAUCUAGAUCUGAAUGGUGCAUCUUCGUACCUGCAUGAGGGAAGAAAGUGGGCCAUGUCUGGAUUUGCUGUUGCCAUUUUGAUAGGCAUUCUGAUAUAGUGAAAAUGGGAUUCGCUUACAGAAAGUUGUUUGGUUUUCAAAGUGAUGAAUCAUUUUCUUAUGUAUAGGAAUGAAUAAUGAGCUAUUACACCUAUUUGGCAUUCUUUCUUUUUCUAUUAUUGUAUGCAUUUGUAACUUGGGUUGCAUAUUUUAAUGAAAUACGAUUUUUUGAAUCAGUCAA